Penicillium verhagenii is the source of this 1887-nucleotide messenger RNA. Its product is annotated as WD40 repeat domain-containing peptidylprolyl isomerase. The record is from RefSeq and is a predicted model, not a curated record. The transcript is spliced from 3 exons. Gene Ontology annotation, biological process: protein peptidyl-prolyl isomerization; protein folding. Gene Ontology annotation, molecular function: peptidyl-prolyl cis-trans isomerase activity; protein binding. NCBI's taxonomy places the organism in Eukaryota, Fungi, Ascomycota, Eurotiomycetes, Eurotiales, Aspergillaceae. Bases 1 to 1887 code for a protein of 628 amino acids.
AUGGCAGGCUCUGAAGACGCUGCCGCUCCUGCGGCCAAGCGCCCACACUCCGCUGUUGAUGGCGACGACCAUGGCGACGAGUCCUCCUCUGACGACGACUUCGGUCCUGCCCUCCCCUCCGAGGCCGCGCCAAAGAAGAAACGCCGCAAGCUUCCCUUUGAGAAGAUCUACGUGAAGGCGCUACCCGCCUCGCCUCGAUACUCCAAGUCCCUCAUGCACAAGGAGCAAUUGUCCUUUGUGACAGUCACUCCGGUUACCGACUUUGUUAUCACAAGCUCUAUCGAUGGCGUGGUCAAGUUUUGGAAAAAGAUGGCCGAAGGUAUCGAGUUUGUCAAGGAGUUUCGUGCCCACCCGGGCGAGAUUCAUAGCACCAGCGUCAGUGCAGAUGGUCGCAGCUUUGCGACAGUGGGAGCCGAUAAGACAGUAAAGAUAUUUGAUGUCAUCACUUUUGAUCUCCUCGCCAUGUACACUCUCGAAUUCGUCCCCCGCUGCGUAUGCUGGGUUCAUCGCCGAGGCGCUUCAUUACCGCUGUUGGCUGUGACAGAUCAAUCCAGCAACACCAUUCAAGUCUUUGAUGGGCGAGGAGAGAACCCCGAGCCCUUGCAUACCGUGAAGUCCAUUCACCGGAGCCCGGUAGUUUCGUUGGCCUUCAACAACGCGUAUGACUGUGUCAUUUCUGCGGACGAAUCUGGAAUGAUUGAAUAUUGGAGAGCCGGAGACGGAUCAUUUGAGAAGCCGGACAAUGUGUUCGAACUCAAAUCGUCCACCAAUCUGUUUACUUUCAAAAAGGCCAAAUCAACCGCUACGGCCAUAACCAUCUCACCUUCGGGUGAACAAUUCGCCACGAUAUCUUUCCCAGAUCGCCAGGUUCGCGUGUUUGAGUUCGCAACGGGUAAGUUGUAUCGCACAUACGAUGAGUCGAUAGCUACUCUUAUGGAGAUGCAGCAGGCUGGAACCGCCCCGUACCAGUUGGAUGAAUUAGAAUUCGGACGACGAUUGGGAGUAGAGCGGGAACUAGAGGGCGAGUCAAUCCGUAACAAAGUCAAUGUCUCUUUUGACGAGUCGGGUCAUUUCUUGCUUUAUGGAUCUCUUUACGGAACCAAGUGCAUCAACACGUAUACGAACCGCGUUGUGCGCGUAUAUGGCCGUGACGAGCCAUUCCGUGCCCUGAACCUUGCCCUCUAUCAAGGUCAGCCCCAGCGGAAAGGCGUUGUCACUGUUUCCAUGGCCGCCAGUAGCAACCCCUUGCUUCAAGAAGCGGAGGAACGAGAUGCCAUUUUGAUCAGCACUGGGUUUGGCAAGGUGCGCUUCUACAUGUUUACCAACGAAACCGAUAUAUCGAAGUCAUCUCGAGAUGUACAGAACGAGAAGCCCACCCAGGUUGCUGGUGGGAUUGAUGCCGGCAGCACCAAGGCGAAUGAAAGUGGCACUGCCGCUGUUCUCCACACCACCAUGGGUGAUAUCCAUUUGCGUCUCUUCCCCUCCGCUGCGCCACGGACAGUUGAGAAUUUCGUUACCCACGCUCGGCAAGGUUACUACAACAACACCAUCUUCCAUCGUGUCAUUCGCAAGUUCAUGAUUCAAGGUGGUGAUCCGCAGGGCGAUGGAACUGGUGGAGAGUCCAUCUGGGGCGGAGAGUUCGCGGAUGAAUUUUCCACUCUGCGUCACGAUAAGCCGUACACAUUAUCCAUGGCUAAUGCGGGUCCCAACUCCAAUGGUAGUCAGUUCUUCAUCACAACCGAGAAAACCCCGUGGUUGGACAACAAGCACACCGUCUUCGGUCGGGCCGUACAAGGAUUGGAUGUGGUGCACAAGAUUGAGAAUGUCAAGACUCACAAGGAGAAGCCCGAGGUUGAUGUAAAGGUUGUGAGCAUCAGCAUCUCCUGA